Messenger RNA from Osmia lignaria (orchard mason bee), 2894 nucleotides. RefSeq names its product RNA binding motif single stranded interacting protein alan shepard (gene shep). The record is from RefSeq and is a predicted model, not a curated record. Gene Ontology annotation, molecular function: RNA binding. NCBI's taxonomy places the organism in Eukaryota, Metazoa, Arthropoda, Insecta, Hymenoptera, Megachilidae. Gene Ontology annotation, cellular component: ribonucleoprotein complex.
CCUAAUCUUUCUUCUUCUUUCUCGCUCCUUCCUGCGGGUUACAUUUACGUAGUACCGCGUGUACUGUUCGGUCACUGCAACAGAAAGCCGCACACCACGUUCCUCUUUCUCUCUCUUUUUCUUCUUUGCUCUUCCUCCCGUCUCAACCCCUCGUCUCGUUGUCUCUUACUCUGUCUCCUGUCUCUCUCUCUCUCUCUUUCUCUUCUUCUAGAUUGUCCAAUCGUCUUCUCUUUCUUUCCGUACAAAGUGAUUUAUCGUUACGCUUGUCGCAUCGGAUUUCGUCGGUGUUAAAACCAUACCGACCCCGGCUAUCGUGUCCCUUCGCGUCCAUAACCAUACAUACCGUACUUCGUCCUAGCUCUACCCUCUCCCGGCAACCCCCCUCAUUUUACCAAGCGUCUCACCCACACCUAUUCAAUCCGUCUCUCUCUUUCUUCCUCACUCUUUUUCUGCCUCCGCUCCACCCCGGUUUAUCGGCCGAUCGGAGUGCAAAUUCGUUCGUGACCGUGCUGUGCGAGUUUUGCAUCUAACCAGUGUCGGGAGAUCCGAAAACGCGGGUGACGCCGCUCUCUUGGCAACGCCAGACCAAAAACCAUCAACGACGUACAACCACGAACAGAGAAGAGGGACAUACUUUAACCGUAGCAAUAGAACCGACGACGGCACGGUAUCGUUUCGAGCAAGCGCCACGAGCGAUAACACCGCUAACAUGUCCGUGAGAAUGGAAAACGUAGCCGCGCCAAGGAAAAUGAACUAUAAAAUGAUGGGUACAAACGGUCCGAGACCGACGUACGUGGGUGCUAACAAUGGUAACGCCGGUGGCGCCGGGGGCGGCGGCGGUGGUGGUGGAGGAGGUGGCGGAGGCGGCGGCGCCACGGGUGGCGGCGUCGGUGUGGGUCCAGCAAGCGGAGGCGGCGGCGGCGGAGGUGGAGGUGGCGGCGGCGGUGGUGGUGGAGGCGGGCACGGAUUGAAGGGGAACACCGGUGGCGGGCCACGAGGCGGGAACCCGGUGCAGUAUCGUGCGAGCGGUGGUGCGGCUUGGGGCGCAGCGCCGCCCUCUCAUGCGGCUGCGGCUGCGGCUGCGGCGGCCGCCGCUUAUCCGCCAUACACGCGGUAUCCAAGUGCGGCUGCAGCUGCGGCGGCCGGACAGAUGCCCGUCGGAGCACAGCAACUACCGCCUACGGCGAAUCCUUACGCCGCCACUUACGCACAGCACGCGUCGUAUGGUGGACAACGGGUGCCUACAGCCUCUUCUCCAGCUAACACUAAUAGUAGUUCUAGCAGUGCUACCGGCAGUCAAAGCGGGACAAUGAGCACAAGUCUUAGCAAUAAUGCUAUACAAGGACAGCAAGCAGAACAACUAUCGAAAACAAAUUUGUAUAUCCGUGGCCUCAACCAAAACACUACCGAUAAAGACCUUGUUAACAUGUGUUCUCAAUAUGGAACUAUUACUUCUACGAAGGCAAUUUUGGAUAAAAAUACGAAUAAAUGUAAAGGUUAUGGAUUUGUAGACUUUGAGUCACCAGUGGCGGCAGAGGGUGCUGUGAAAGCACUGGUCGCCAAGGGCAUCCAAGCACAGAUGGCGAAAGUGGGUAUCUGGUUGCUCCGUAGACUGCCCAGUGUACGUUGGUUGUGCAUGCAACAACAGGAGCAAGACCCCACCAAUUUGUAUAUUGCAAACCUGCCACUGAGCUUCAAAGAAAAUGAUGUUGAGGGUUUACUCGCUCAGUAUGGGCAAGUUAUUUCAACGCGUAUAUUACGCGAUACUGCUGGACAAAGUAAAGGUGUUGGAUUUGCAAGAAUGGAGUCCAAAGAAAAAUGUGAACAAAUAAUUCAAAUGUUUAAUGGAAAGGCACUACAAGGGGCUAAAGACCCUCUUUUGGUGAAAUUUGCUGAUGGUGGUAAUAAGAAAAAAUCAUUAUACAAAAGUACAAUAUGGAGAGAAACUGGAGAGAACAUGACUUUGAAUUAUGAUACAAGCGGUGUUGGUCAAAAUGGGGUUGCAACUACUCACAUGCUACCCGCAGCCACUUUAACACAAUACGGUCGUCAUUACGGCCAAGCUUUGCCUGGUUACAGCGUACCAGGAGCACCUUGGGUUACUCCUUAUUUGGUGCAAACUGCCCCUCCACACAUGCAACAGGUCGACAUGAUGCCAUCAGCUGAUCCUAGCAACCCACAGUACAGUAUGAUUCCUCAGCUUACUACACAAAUGUCUACACUGCAUCUUGGCACUGGUUCCUACAUAGCAGCAAGCCCGCAUCCCUAUCCUUAUACUACUUACCCUCCUAGCAUUAUUCAUACCAUGCCAUUGGGUGAUUCUGAACAAACAAGUAAUGCGGCAUCUCCUGAUGACUCCUAUCAACAAUACCAAGCUCAGCAGCCCAAGUAGGCUACGGUUUUUAGAUACGAUUACACCGAGGGUUACGUAAGUUAGGAGAGCCACACCUGUUGAUACGAAGGAUUAUAUUAAUGAAGAAUAGAUGAGACUAAAUACAUUAUAUAAAGUCAGAUAAGAUUCUUCCUCAUGAUAAUUGACUUGCCAGCCAUCUUUUAUACAUUUUAUCCAUCAGAUAAAUAGGUGAAAGUAGUUAAUAUUUUCCAACGAUUAGAGAAUGAAUGUUGUAAUAAGACGGGGUACGAGUGCUCGUGUCAUCUACAUUUGUUCGGCACCAGCACGGCUCCAUACGCUGUAACGUCAACACAUCAUUACGACAGUGACAAAACUGAUCAUUCUACGACGGACAGUUUAGUGUCAAGCUGAUAGGCUUCCAGGAUUAACUUUAGGUAUUACAUUUACUAAGGAAACGAUAAGUCGAAGCUGAACGCUUGAGAGUGUGAAUAAAUAUUUUAACAAAAACUUGUAAACUAUAAAAAAAAAAAAAAGAAACGCU